This is a messenger RNA of Thlaspi arvense, 914 nucleotides long. The record is from the annotation of a GenBank genome assembly. NCBI's taxonomy places the organism in Eukaryota, Viridiplantae, Streptophyta, Magnoliopsida, Brassicales, Brassicaceae.
AAAUUUCAUAAUUAUGCAGUGCGGAAACGAAGAGAUACCCCCAAAAAAAAAAUGGGAGCAAAGGGUUGGUUUAUCCUCAAGCUUCUAAUGUUUCAAGGUCUUUUCAUUUCACAUUCCCAAGAAGACUUUGAUUUCUUCUACUUAGUUCUUCAGUGGCCAGGAGCCUAUUGUGAUACAAAGCGUAGUUGUUGCUAUCCAACAUCCGGUAAACCUGCGGCAGAUUUUGGUAUUCACGGUCUUUGGCCUAAUUACAAAGAUGGUUCCUACCCAUCCAAUUGCGAUCCCGAUAGUGAAUUUGAUAAAUCUCAGAUAACGGAUCUGGUAAGUAGUUUGAAAAAGAAGUGGCCAACACUAGCGUGUCCGAGCAACGAAGGGUUCAAGUUUUGGGAACACGAGUGGGAAAAACACGGCACAUGUUCACAAUCCGUAAUGGACCAGCAUGACUACUUUGAUAAUUCUCUUAAACUCAGAGACAAAGCCAAUCUCCUCCAAAUCCUCACAAACUCCGGAAUCAAACCAGAUGAUGGAUUCUAUGAUCUUAUAAAGAUCAGAAACGCGAUAAAAGAUGCGAUUGGGUUUACGCCAGGAAUCGAAUGUAACAAAGAUCCCGAGCGUAACGACCAGCUUCACCAGAUCUACAUUUGCGUCGAUACAUCAGGAACUGAGUUUAUUGAAUGUCCAGUUUUGCCUAGAGGAAGAUGUCCUUCUCAGCUCCAGUUUGCUAAGUUUUAAUUAUAUGAUCUUUCUUUGAGUGCUUAAUUCGUUGUGGCAGAUGAUCACAAUUAAUUAUAUCUCUCGUUUUGUAAUCUUUUGAAAUUUCUCUCCUCUUUCCAUACCCCAAAUUUCACGUGGCCUCUAAAACGUGACAGUUUAUGUUACUUUAUCUAUAUUUAAUAAGAUAAACUUUGGUAUAA